AUGGGCAAUCGGUAUGCUGAGAUCGAACAAGCUUACCAUGAUGCGCCCAUGGAGGUCGCUGUCAUUGUUUCUCGGGAUCGUGUGACAGAAUUUCUCGUUGGACGAAAUCAUAGGCUUGUCCAGUACUCGGGGUUCCUCGGACGACUUUUGGCCAACCUCAGGGACCGGAACGGCAAUGAAGUCUUCCGCGAAAUGAUCGCCCAGACAUGCCAGAGGCAUAUUGAAGAGCGAUACAAUAGCAGUCGCGACAAAGAUUAUUCUAUGGGUCCAACAACAGUGGCGUCGCUAAAAAUCGACAAACCCGAGCUAGGCAGAGCCGCCCUUGACGCCGUCGGGGAUAGCUUCGCCACACCUACCUUCAAGCUCUUCGGCAGACUGGGGUUCGAGAAAACGAGAGAAUUGUAA
Molecule: messenger RNA, 405 nt
Organism: Cladophialophora bantiana CBS 173.52
Lineage: Eukaryota; Fungi; Ascomycota; Eurotiomycetes; Chaetothyriales; Herpotrichiellaceae
Exons: 2
Coding region: 1-405 (134 amino acids)
Source: RefSeq, a predicted model, not a curated record